AUCUAUUCAAUAACAGAGAUAAUCAUGAUGAUGUAUUCAUACAUGUUAAUCACUGGCUGCCCUUGGUGUUAACCUGGUGCUGGGGUAUACCAUGUAGAAGUGUACUUAUACACAGUAUGCUAGCUGUCAGGAUAGAGGAGGCUAUUUUAGUUGGCCACUCACAGAAGGCCAUAGGAGCCAUUCAAUUUGACUUGAGUUUUCCUCUUGUUAUUUAAAGAGAGUUACUGCUCAACUUCACAGGUUUUCUGCAGAGAUAAGAAAGACAAAAACCAAUCAUGUCUGAAGGACAGAAAAAGUCAAAGAUCUCUGCAUCUCGCAGACUGGCUCUCAAGACCAAGCUGCUGAAAAUUGCAGCUGUGAUGUUGGAGAAGGAGAAUGAGGAAAAGAAACUGGAGAGAGAAGCCACUUUGGGUGAGAGAGUCCCUCUACUUCAGCUAUCUGGUUUGUCCAUGCAGGACCUUCAGGCUCUGUGCAAAGAUAUGCAUCAUAAGAUCGAUGUCGUAGAUGAAGAGCGCUAUGAUAUUGAUGCCAAAGUGACUAAAAAUUACAAGGAGAUUGAAAAUCUGUCUCAGAAGAUCUUUGAGCUGAAGGGUAAAAUGAAGCGACCUGCUCUCAAGAGGGUGAAGAUCUCUGCUGACGCCAUGCUGGGAGCUCUGCUGGGCGCUAGAGUCAAAGAGUCUGUGGACUUCAAGGCCAACCUGAAGACUGUGAAGAAAGAGGAGGAGAAGAAAGAGGAGGUGACUGACUGGCGUAAAAACGUGGAGGCCAUGUCUGGUAUGGAGGGCAGGAAGAAGCUGUUUAAUGCCGGGCAGUAGAGUUUAUAUUGAUGGACAUUUUAAAUACAAAUGCUGUUUUACAAGAAUAGAGAGGGAAAUAAAGUUACUCUCACAGCUUACAAUAGUCAACAGUGUAUGCAUAAGAGUGUAUAAGUAUAUAUAGUGCUUGUAUAUACACCAUUUGCAAUAUGCAAAAAUAUUUGAAUUCAAAGGAAUUGUGUAUAUUUUGCACAUAAAUCAGUUGCAUUUUGUUGUCGUUUUGUGGUGUUGGCACUUUUUAAAUUGUCUACACUUACAUUACAGAUAAGCAUAUAGUGAGAUUUGCUGUGUGUCUUAAAAUGCCUGGUUUAUGUCCUCAUAAUAAAUACUUCUGAUCAACACAAAAAA
This is a messenger RNA of Sander lucioperca (pikeperch), 1163 nucleotides long. It is a transcript of the gene tnni4b.2, whose product is annotated as troponin I4b, tandem duplicate 2. Lineage: Eukaryota; Metazoa; Chordata; Actinopteri; Perciformes; Percidae. The transcript has 8 exons. Bases 276 to 815 code for a protein of 179 amino acids. Gene Ontology annotation, biological process: muscle contraction. The record is from RefSeq and is a predicted model, not a curated record. Gene Ontology annotation, cellular component: troponin complex.